This is a messenger RNA of Aegilops tauschii subsp. strangulata, 2128 nucleotides long. RefSeq lists its product as uncharacterized. The record is from RefSeq and is a predicted model, not a curated record. Lineage: Eukaryota; Viridiplantae; Streptophyta; Magnoliopsida; Poales; Poaceae.
CCCAGAAGCGCAAAGGGCAAAGCCGCCUCUCCUUCUCCUUCUCCUUCUUUCCGCACACAAUCGUGGCACAGUCCUCCUGACGUCUGACCACCAGUGCGAGCAUUCCGACGCUAGGGUUCUGCCGCGGUGCCGCCGCAUCGUCGCCCGCGACCGCCGCCGCCGCUAGAGAUGGACGCCGCGGAGGUCGCGGCGAAGGUAUGCGCCCUCGAGGCCGAGCUCGCCGCCACUUCCCCCCGCAUUGCCGACCUGGAGGCCCGGGUCUCGCUCCUCGAAGCCGAGAACGCGCGCUGGAGGAAGGCCAUGCCCAGUGGGGAGGCCUCUGGUCGAUUGGUGGAGGGUUUGGGCGGCCCCAAGCCAAAAACAGUCCAGGCGUAUGGUUCUUUUCACGAGGUCGGUGACGGCGAGGAAGAGGGGGUUGCCGCUGAUGCCGGCAACGGGAGGAGCGGCGAGGAGGAUGGUGUUCCCGCGGUGCCGACCCCUAGGAAGCGUGCGGUGCGGGCGGUUACCGGUGGGAGCAAUGGCGAAAACGAGAUUGACGAUGCCGGGGGAGGUGGUGGUGGUGGAGACCACCGGAGGGUUCGCCGAAAUGUGGGUCUGGAGAAUGAUGACGUUUGGACCACACCCUGCGGUAAGAAGCACACCACCGCACGGGUGGCCAGCAGCGACAGCGAAGAUGAGGGCGAGAAGAACAACAAGGAUGGUGAAUUGCAGGCGGGGGUGUUGGGUGCUCCACCCAGUAGGAAGCGUGCACUGCUUAGAAUAAUUGACAGCGAUGAGGAGGAUGACGAGACAGAAGGGCGCCCUGCACCCACCAUAAGGCGCUUGACUCGCUUAGCUGAAAAACAGUCGAAGAAAGCACGAGUCGAUCCCAAUGAUCAUGAAGAGAGCGAGGAUGGUUCAGGACAAGAUGGUGGUAUGGGUGAAUCUAAAAAUGAUGCAGAUUGUUCAGAAGAUUCUGACAGCGAGCAGAUGGAUUACACCUUGCUGAAGGAUGUGACCCUGGCGUCAAACAACCGGGUGAGGGUUCGAGUCAGAAUAGCGCGCAUUUCACAUUACAUGAGCAAGCAUCAACGAACAGGAAUUCCACGGCUCGAUUUUGUGAUGCUCGAUGAGCAGGGGGGUAUGAUGGACGGCCAAGUACUUGCGUGGUCUGCAUCACCCUUUUUGCAACACAUCAAGGAGAAUGAUGUGUAUUACAUACACCACUUUAAGGUUGUCCACUCUAGUCUGCCCUAUAGGGCCGUUGAUCAUCCUUGCAUGGCAAUGUUCACGGAGUACACAGAGAUAAUCAAGGAUGAACAUGUGCCUGAUAGUUUUCCGGUGUAUGCAUACAAGAUAUCGCCUUAUGAAGUCCUCCGAUCGCGUGAAAACAACACAGCGCUAAUGUCUGAUGCCAUUGGUCUUAUGCUGCGAGUUUCAGAUGUGAAAACUGUUACGGUCAAUGGUACACCUCGGGCAGUCCGUAACGUGUACAUAAGUGAUGGCAGAGAGACAGCUGUUGUUGCUUUGUGGGAGGCACAUGCAAAUCAAUUCCCAGCAGAGACUCUGCAGCAGCAGAUGCAGCAAGGACCAGUUGUCAUUCUCUUUGUUGCCGUGACUGUCAAGCUGCGUGAAGGCCAACUGUGUUUGCAAGGAAGCAAAGUCUGUAGGUGGUAUCCCAAUGCUCCUAUUCCAGAAGUUUUAGCUUUGCAGAACAGUUCUGCUGGAGUUUCACAUGGGGCCAGAUUGGUUGACACAUCACCUACACAGACCCAGACGGGAUUCAUGCAUAGCGGGCUUUCUUCUGGAUGGUGAUGCUUUUGGACCGCUCAAGAAGACUGCAAGUGCUCUUGGCAGUUGUUUGUAACCUAGGAGUAUGAGAACAAGGAAGACCCCUACUUUCCAUGACUCUGGUGUUAGUUAUCACCAACUUUAUAUUUUGACCUUUCUGUGACCCUCUGUAGUGCGUCCCCAAUCAGUCUUCUGUAGUACUCCUACUCUCGAAAAAAAAGUCAGUCUUGUGUAGCAGUGUAGAUAUGGGUUUAGUCUGUGGUUAGGGGCAUGCACCCAUCCUAUGUUGACAUCGCUAGGAUGCUCCCUGUAAAUCUGUAAUAUCUCGCUAUGCAUCUAUCCUCGAGAUGUUACCCGA